Anguilla anguilla (European eel) is the source of this 4773-nucleotide messenger RNA. RefSeq names its product stromal interaction molecule 1b (gene stim1b). NCBI's taxonomy places the organism in Eukaryota, Metazoa, Chordata, Actinopteri, Anguilliformes, Anguillidae. Gene Ontology annotation, biological process: activation of store-operated calcium channel activity; store-operated calcium entry; intracellular calcium ion homeostasis. Bases 512 to 2881 code for a protein of 789 amino acids. The record is from RefSeq and is a predicted model, not a curated record. Gene Ontology annotation, cellular component: endoplasmic reticulum; plasma membrane. The transcript has 14 exons. Gene Ontology annotation, molecular function: calcium channel regulator activity; protein binding; calcium ion binding.
CGCGUGUACGAACAGGCAGAGAGCCUCCGAGGUCCGAGUCUGCGUCGGCAGCAGAGCCCCUGCUGGAGCCGUGGAAGUAGAAUCGCGAAGGCUGUCUGUAUUAAAGACGCAUUUCAUUGCAGCAACGCGGUCUGAACCCCGGGGGUUGUACUUAAUAGCAAGCACUUGGACUUGGCGUCUGCCUGGGCAUUCCGAUACUAUACGGUGCAUUUCAUGCGCAGAAGUGCGGAAUUGGACGGGUGCCUAGCUGUGCGAUAUGAUAUGAUUCAGUCGCCGAUGGGAGGUAUUGUUGAAGUAAGGCGAGCAGCCCUUGUCAUCCAGCGUAUCGGUGUGGGCGUGUGAAGGCAGCGUGGUCGGUAAUCACCGCAUCCCGCACAUAAUCCGUUUUCUGAUGGGGCACAGACGGGGCUCCCCGGGGAGUCGGGCCGAACUAAAGACCCGUUUCUAAUCGCGAUUUUUGCGAUACAAGAACCAGAAGCGCACCAAAUGCCAAACAGUCUGAAAGUACACUAUGGAUUUCGACAAACUGGCGACGUUGUGGAUUCUGUGUCUGUGCCUCGCGGGGAAGUGUCUCGCGGACAAGCCGGGUCAAGUGCACGCGGACCAGCAGCAUGUUGAUGAAGGCCUGUCAGAGCUGUGUCGGUUCGAGGAGGCGCUCUGCCAGGACGAGAACGCCGUGCUCAGCUUCGAGGCCCUCCGCAGCAUCCACAUGCAGAUGGACGACGACGCCAACGGCAACGUGGACGUGUCCGAAACCGACGGGUUCCUCAGGGAGGAUCUGCACGACCACAACCCCAAGGCCAAGCACAACAGCUUCCACCGUGCGGACCUGCUGAUCAGCGUGGAGGACAUGUGGAACACCUGGAGGAGCUCCGAGGUGUACAACUGGACGGUGGAAGAGGUGGUGGAGUGGCUGACUGGCUGUGUGGAGCUGCCGCAGUAUGAGGACGCCAUCAAGAAGACGGGCAUCAAUGGGAGCGCCAUGCCCAGGCUGGCGGUGAAGAACACCACCCUCACCAUGUCCAUCUUAAAGAUCCUGGACCGGAGCCACGCCCAGAAGCUCCAGCUUAAAGCGCUAGACACAGUUCUGUUUGGACCCUCUCUGAAGAACAGGCACAGCCACCUGAAGGACUUCCUGCUGGUGGUCUCCAUCGUGGUGGCGGUUGGCGGCUGCUGGUUCGCCUACAUGCAGAACCGCCACUCCCGGGACCACAUGGCCAAGAUGAUGAAGGACCUGGAGUGGCUGCAGAGGGCGGAGCAGAGCCUCCACGACCUGCAGCAGAAGCUGCAGCAGGCUCAGGAGGAGCACCGCUCGGUGGAGGUGGAGAAGGUGACCCUGGAGCAGCAGCUGCGGGACGAGAUAAACGCCGCCAAGCAGGAGGCGCAGCGGCUCAGGGAGCUGCGCGAGGGCACCGAGAACGAGCUCAGCCGGCAGAAAUACGCAGAGGAAGAGCUGGAGCAGGUGCGCAUGGCCCUGAAGAAGGCGGAGAAGGAGCUGGAGUCUCGGAGCAGCUGGUCUCCACCCGAAUCACUGCAGAAGUGGCUGCAGCUGACUCACGAGGUGGAGGUGCAGUACUACAACAUCAAGAAGCAGAACGCUGAGCGCCAGCUGCUGGUGGCCAAGGAGGGGGCAGAGAAGAUAAAGAAGAAGAGGAACACCCUGUUUGGGACCUUCCACGUGGCCCACAGCUCCUCGCUGGAUGACGUGGAUCAUAAAAUCCUGACGGCGAAGCAGGCUCUGGGGGAGGUGACGGCCGCCCUGCGGGAGAAGCUCCACCGCUGGCAGCAGAUCGAGAUGCUGACGGGCUUCACCAUCGUCAACAACCCGGGCCUGCCCUCGCUGGCCUCCGCCCUCAACCUGGACCCCAGCUUCAUGGGGGGGCGGAGCCCGCCCCAGCACCUCAUCUUCUCUGACGACAUGGACGACAUGGACGAGGACAUCAUGUCGCCGGGAACACUGCAAUACGCCGCCUGGCAGAUGGACCGGCGAGUGAGCGACCUCUGGCCCAUGUGUUCCGACAGUCUGUCGCCGUGGAAACAGUCCGCCCCCAGCCUGAUGUCCCUGCGGCAGCGGCACGUUGACCCCCAGCUCUCGGGGGGCUCUCAGAGGUUGGUAGAGGGGCGUCCUCCCACGGGGCAGCAGGGAGAGGGGGGCGGCUCGCACCCGUCCCGGCCCCGCCCCUUCCGCCGGCAGACCCGCAGCCACUCCAUCGGGCAGCUGGAGUUCUCCCCGCUGCCCCCUCUCUCCUCCUCCGUCUCUCAUCCCUCCAUCAUCUGCUCCUCCUUCGGCCCCUCCCCCCGCCACUCCGGCUCUUUCUGCCCCGCCUCCGCUUUCCUGCCGUCGGACGGUCUCCCGGGGCUGCCCCCCACGGGCGAGGAGGCGCAGUCCAAACGCUCCGGAAGUUUCGGGGACCUGAACCGCUCGGACUCGGACUCCUCCCUCUGCCUCUCCCACUCGGCCGAUCAGCUCCGCCUGGCCGCCUCCUUCGGCUCCCGGGGCCACGCCCCCGUCAGGCCCACCUCCCUCCUGGCCGGCCACGCCCCCAACGGCGGGGCCCGCCUCCCGGAGGGCGGAGCCGACAGCCCGCUGGUGAUGAAGAGGGCGUACGUCAUCGAGAAGUCGGCCAGCCUCGGCGAGAUCAACACCACGCUGGUGGGCCUGUCCCAGUCCGAGUCCUCCCGCUCCCUGAGCCCCGCCUCCACCGAGCUGGACACGCCCUCCCCCGCGGGGGUCGCCCGGGGCAACGGCAGCCGCAUCCCCCAGUUCACCGCCAAGAAGAGCCCCCUGGAGGAGGACAGCGGCUCAACGGGCGAGGACACGGACUCCACCGCCUCCCGCAAGAAACACACUUUCAAGAUCUUCAAGAAGCAGAAGAAGUGAAGUGACAACCCUGCGCUCUUUUCUGAAAUUAGUUUUUUUUUAUUUUCGGUCCUUGGUUUAAAAAAAAUUGAGAUUUAUCUGUUCACCAGUGUGUCACCUGACACGGUGAUUGAUUGGCAGGUACUUUAUUUUUAUCUUUCAAAUUUCUUUCCGGAGGGAUAACUGCGGGAGCAGUCGGUUAUUUUAGUUUUUCAGGUAUAAAUACUUUGUAGGUGUUUCCUAUUUUUUUUGGCUUUAGGUUAUUUUUUUAAUGACUUUGGUCAUUGGGCCAGAGUGAGCAGAGGUCUGAAUGUAUAGCGCUAUUUAUUCUUCAGGAUACAGUGCCAGUUUCACAGGGGAAUCCUCCCGCGGUCUUUGUGGAUUCUGUAGCUUUAAAUCGGUCGGUUAUUUGCAUGUCCAGGUCUUUGUUUGAUUGACAGUGUUACACUUUUAGGUGUUUGCUUGGUCUGUGCCUCUUUUCCCAGCACGGGAUACAGACGCUGUCCUUCUCCUUUUUUUUGGGGGGGGGGGGGGGGGUCCUGCCCUUCCCCCCUCCACACCCCCCUUUUCUGUGCUGACAAGAAGGGUUGUACCGUGUGACCAAACGACAGUUCUCACAUUUCUCAACAACGCACAAACGCACAGGAGACGCGCGGCCGCUGACGGCGGCAUUGGGGUCUCACAGACGUCCCGCGCGCGGUCGACCUCCGGGCCCCGCGGACCCCCGUACGGGGCACAGAGGAGCCGAAAUCAUUCCCGUUUACUCUCUACUCCUGUCUAUGCAUGCCUGGGAAGAGAUCACUGCAGCUCCACAGAGCAGCAGGAACCGCCUCAGCUCUGCAUGUGAUGUGGGACGGUCUGGAACUCCUGUUAGUUUACAGAGAGGAGCUUCUGCUCUUUGGUCCACAGUCGCAGGACUGCUGGGAUACGUGCAGCUCGAUGCUGCAGGACGCUGGAGGACCCCCCUUAAUCUUCCUUUCAGACCAAAAUUUCACAGAGAAAUGUGUGUGCCAUCCCAGAAUGCCCUGGGGCAAUGAUGAGUGGUAUCCCAGAAUGCCCUGUGGCAAUCAAUCCCAGAAUGCCCGGGGGCGAUAACUGAUAUGACGGAAUGCCACGAGGAAAUGGGAGACCUCCCAAAAUGCCCUGGGUGCUGUCUCAGAAUGCCAGAAUGCCAAAUGUUUGAUAUCCCAGAAUGCCCUGGGUGAUGGGCCCCUUUAUUCAUAAAUCAUCAGAGCGAUGGAGCCGAUGCUGGAACAGCACUCCUGCUGUCAGACCCUUUGUGAAUACAGGUAGAGUUCUGUGCCUUUUGGAAUGGGUGGGUCGACCGCCUCCCGGGAUCCCGGCUCGGGACCGAAGGACUAUGCAGGUGUGUGGCGUUCGGUCCACCAGAGGGGCCGAUUGGUCUCGGCCCCAAACUGUGGAGAGCAGCGCACCUUUAAGCACCUGGGCUGAUUAGCUAACGCAGCCCAGGUGCGUGUGCUCUCUCCACCAGCCGGCGCAGCCGAGACCAAUCCGCCCCUCCGGCGGACAGAAUGCCUCCAGGUGUAACCCACCAAUCACAGAACACGGUGUAACCCACCAAUCACAGAACACGGUUUGUUUCUGGUUUCUCCCAGGAUGAGGUUGGUAACAUUACCUUCAAAAAAAAAAUUCUGAGUUUAAAGAGAGAAGGUUGUUUUUUUUUGUUGUUUUUUUUUUGGAGCAUCGGCCGUUUAUAUUUAUAUAAACAUUUAAAAAUGAAUUUGUAUGACUUUGUUUUGCACGAUGACGCUUUGAUUGGAUACUGCUGUCAGACAGUGUAUCGUCUGUCUGUCUGUCCGUCUGUCCUUCCCCCGCUGGUGUACUAUGAUCCUCUCCACAGUCUAUGCAUGCCACCUGAUGCCACUCCCAGAUGGCAGAAUUAUAGGGGCAAG